AUCCAGCCCAAGUUUCCUCAUUCCUUGCACCAUUCGAGAAACAUGGGCCGUUUCUCCAAGACUUGCACAGCGAUGAAGUUCUGUCAAUAGCUGGUCCCGAGGGGCUGUACUGAUGGAGUCCAUUCUUGUACCUCUGUUCUAAAUCAGUAAAUGUGAUGUUGUUAAACAAAUCUCAAGGACAAGGUUCGUGAAUCAGCUGACACAUGAAAAGACCCAUAAAGUUAGACUUUCAUGCAGUCGUUUAUAAAUGUGCGCUAUGACUACUGUACAGUGUGUUGUACGUGUGCGAGCCAACAGUCGAGUGUCUUUGCUUGAUUAAAAGUCAAUAGACGGUAAACGCCUGUUCGGAACAUCUGUUUCCAUUGAUUCUCAACGUGCAUUCGAUAUUCGUGCACUCCCGAAAUGUCUUCUCUGCAACUAAAGUUGGUCUCUCUUCUUGUUCAGGACCAUUUUGGAGAUGCUGUAGAGAAAGUUUGUUCACACAUUCUGAAACAUGGAUCGAAUAAUUUUCGGAGUAUAGUCUGUGCGACAAACGAAAAACCAGAACAGGUCAAAAAGGCAUUAUGUGUGUUAAUUCAGCAUAAUAUUGUGAAGUUUGGCUUGAGCAAGCGUGGAAUUGUUGAGUAUACUGCGGAUGUUGAGAAGGCUCUACUGAUAAUCCGAUACCCACGAUACAUCUACUGUGCUAAGACUCUGUAUGGCGACAUCGGAGAGCUGAUUGUGGAGGAGGUUUUGCAUCAUGGACAGAUACUUAUGAGCAAUGUCAUUGAAAAGGUCAAGGUCAGAUUGAAAGAGGCUUUGGAAGGAAAUCAACUAGAACCUACAGCGAUUAGAGAUAAGUUUAUUGACCUUGUCAAUACCCACUUCUUGCAGAGGUUGCCAUCUUUGGAAGCUGAAGAUGAUGAAGAUAGUAAAGUAGUGCCCCCUGUUCCAUGUCUAUCUAUCUCUGAUUCUGACUUGUAUAGGGUACCAGAGACUACAGGAGGAAAGAGAAAGAGGUCUCUGGAUGAUGAUAAAGGAAGUAGCAAGAAAGCAAGGAGAACAUCUGGACGAAGAGAACAAGAUACAGAGGUGCCUCUUGAUGAUGGAAUCUACUGGAAGGUGAACUUUGAACGUUUUCACCGUUAUUUCAGAGAUCAAGAUAUCAUCUUGGCUAUGACACAGAGAAUAGACAAGACUGCUGGAGAAGUGGUUGGUACAAUGCUCAGGAUGAGUGAACUCACAACAGACAUCAUGGCCAGGGAAACCAAACCUCUCUCAUUCCAUGAUAUCUUACGACAAAUGCCCAAGAAGCUAGACAACAGGCAGCUGGAACAAUACAUGAAACUAUUACUUGAUGACCAGACGAUGAUAGUAAGGAAGUAUGGGGAUGCUGGAGGCGGAAUGUAUGAGAUAGACUUGGAGCAGGCUUCAAGGAUCAUAUGUACGGCAAACAUUGAGUCAGUGGUUCAGGAGAGAUUCGGGUCCAAGAGCUUCCGUAUCUUCAAGACACUUCUCAAGAAAAAGUACCUGGAGCAAAAACAGAUUGAGAACUUUGCUUUGAUCCCUGCAAAGGAAGCCAAGGAGCUUGUUUAUCAGAUGUUUACAGAGAACUUUGUCACAGUCCAAGAGAUCCCUCGUACUCCAGACCACGCUCCCUCAAGGACCUUCUACCUCUUCACUGUUGACCUGUGUCAGGUUACCUUUAUGUUGGCAGAGAGGUGUUAUAAGUCACUGAUCAACCUCAUGACAAGGCGCCAUUUUGAAUCAGCCGAAAACAAGAGAUUGAUUGAGAAGGAGCAGAAGGUGGAGGCCAUAACAGCAUCCAUGCAAGGAUCAGGGGCAGAUCCUGCUCAACUUGAAGAGAUAGAGAAGACAUUGACACAAUUAGAGAAAGAACAACUACAGAAAUACAAAGGAAGGAUAGCUAAGUUAGAACAGAGUGAGCUACAGGCAGACCAAACAAUAUUUAUACUCAACUCUUUCUUACUUCAAGAAGCAGUGGGAAGAUUAUAACACCUGUUUUCUUUGUGAACUGUAUGAACUUUUGUACCUUGACGAACCCGCACAUACAUUCAUGAAGAAGAAGGAAAAUAUUUGAAGGACAUUAUUUAUAUCAACUCAGAGAAAACUGUAACAGCCCUUUCCUACAUGAAGUUCCUUUUGAAGUUUGAUGACAUCCUGUGCAUAAAAAUGUAUGUGAAAAGAGAAGAAGAAAAGAAAAAUAGUUAGAGGUCAUCUCAUUUGAACUCAAAGUACUUUUUUUAAUACUUCACAGAAGACAUGGUAGAAGGUGAAUAGAAGGUAUUUCUAUGUGUGGGAUCCUGGCUGAAACAUUUCAUUUAGAGCAGAUAUGAACUACCAGCCAUCUCAAGCCCUCUUUAUCACUAAAAUCUAGCUAGGUUGAAUUUUAGGUUCCUUUCCCAUAAUGAAACAUUGUGAGCACAUGUAGUCUUGUAAUAUAGGCCCACUGUAAUGACAGCGUGCUUGUUCACUUAUACAUUCAUUCAUACUGCGGUAAUUAUGUUACCAAGUAGCAAAAUGAGUACUUACAUGUACCUUUCAAAAACAUUUUAGCGUCUCUAGAUGAGUAAUAGUUAUCUCAUAGGGUAUAUUUUAACCCAUUGCCUACUGGAACCAGGUAAUCCCUGUACAAAACUUGUAGGAAUUACAUAAUUCAAUAGCCAACAGGUUAAGACUAGCUAUUUGUAACACACAAUCAGUGAGAGAUAAUCCACUCUGUUGGCCAAUUCGCUCUUUAAUAAAGGACAUGUAAGUAGUAGGAAGAUUAGAAUAGCCUUUUGAUAUCUCUGUAUAACAGGGAGGCAGCGAGAGGAAUGUACAUGAGCUUGGUACAUCAGAUACCAAGCUGAAGAAACUUGUUUAUAUUUCAAGAAGUGAUGGAAAGAUAAAGAUAGAAACAACAGGCCCUUUUACAUAAAGCUUAGCAAUCGAUCUUGGGGCUGAUUUUUACCAUUGAUUGAUAUACACAAUAAAAAUAGCCUAUUACCAUUUUGUAGUGGAGUAUCACAUAAUGUUGCAUGACUAACAAGACCUUGUAUGUGAGUAAAUUGACAGUUUUGUUUGUGAAAUAACUUUGAAAAUAAAUUUCAGCAAACUGAUGUAUGAGCAUGGCAGUA
Molecule: messenger RNA, 3119 nt
Organism: Lytechinus pictus (painted urchin)
Lineage: Eukaryota; Metazoa; Echinodermata; Echinoidea; Temnopleuroida; Toxopneustidae
Product: DNA-directed RNA polymerase III subunit RPC3-like
Exons: 10
Coding region: 403-1995 (530 amino acids)
Biological process (GO): DNA-templated transcription
Cellular component (GO): RNA polymerase III complex
Molecular function (GO): single-stranded DNA binding
Source: RefSeq, a predicted model, not a curated record